Molecule: messenger RNA, 588 nt
Organism: Lentinula edodes (shiitake mushroom)
Lineage: Eukaryota; Fungi; Basidiomycota; Agaricomycetes; Agaricales; Omphalotaceae
Exons: 2
Coding region: 1-588 (195 amino acids)
Source: RefSeq, a predicted model, not a curated record
AUGAAGUUCAGUAUCUCAACAACGUACGUUGUCCUCAGCCUUCUUUCUGCGUAUGUGAACGCGAACCCUGUCCGAUUAUUGAGCAAUAUUGCAAUUGGAGUCCCCAGAGAUCAGACCGCAGAAUCCGGAUCCACAACCCCAGAUCCUACCCUUUUUCGUCGUUCAGCUAUUUCCGUCUCUUUCGAAAAGGGCGCUGAACUCUCCCCUACUGAGCUCUCAAAAACGCAACAAGAAGCGCGAGACAAGGUGCAGCAGUUCAUAGUUGCUGCUGAGGGGAAACUGCACACCUCAGGCUGGGUGAUCAAUUGGUUGAACAAUCCUCCUAAGAAAGUUAAACCUGAUACCGACCAAAUCAAGUUUGGCUUUACGGGUCCGGCAGUCUGCACUGGCGGUGAGCCAUCUACGACGUCUGGACGUAUGCCUAUUGAUCGAAGAGAUACUGAUGAGUCCUCGGGCUACCGGAGGGCUGGGAGAGAUCGAACAUGGACACGCCGCGCUUCGAAGUCAGCAAAUGGAUGUAGCGGGUUCGUUCAAGGUGAAAUGUGUGGAAUCCGAGAUAACCAAAACAAAAUUCUUUAUCCGGUUUAA